AUGAAAAGAAUUAGUAUUUUAAGAUUACUAAGAAAUAAUAAAAAUAUAAAUGGAGUAAUAAAUUAUAAACCAACAACAAUAACACUAUCAUCAUCAAUCAUAACAACAACAACACAACGAUCAUUGUCAUUAAAAUUUAACAAUGAAAAUAGAUUUUAUAGUAGUAGUAAAGCUCUAUUAAAUGGUAACAUUGUAAAUAAUGAAAUUUCUAAAUCAAUUGAAAAAGUUAAUGAUCCAAAUUCUUUUGAAUAUGUUUUAAGUGGUUUUUAUGAAUCAAGAAAAUUUGAAAAAGCAAUUAAAUAUUUUGAAGAAAUUAGGGAAAAUAAUGACCAAUUUAAACCAAAUAAACUUAUAGUAACUAAAAUAAUGAAAUGUUAUGCAAAAUGUAAUAAAAUGGAGAAAUGUUUAGAAUUGUAUAAUGAAAAUCAACAAGAUUUCGAUAUAAUAAUGGGUUUAGUUUUAAUUAAAGGUUAUUUAGAUCAAUCAAAUUUCGAAGAAGCAAUGAAAUGGUUUGAAAAAUGUCAACAAUUAAAUAUGGAUAAUAUUCGUCACUACACUGUCAUUAUUGGAAAACUCUCAAAAUCUGGUCAAUUCUCUAUUAUCGAUAUGAUGUUGGAUCAAAUUAAAAUUAAAAAUUUAAAAUUUGAUACUCAUCUCUACACAAUCCUCUUUACUGGUUUACAAUCUUUCAUAGGUAAUGGUCAUCUUGACCGUACUUUAAAAUUAUAUGAACAAUUAAUGAACGAUUUAAAAACAGCAUCAACAACAACAACAACAACAGAUUUAAAAAUGGAUAGUAAAUUAUUUAAAGAAUUAGUUGAAUGUUUAUUUUAUAAAAAGCUAUAUAAAUCAGUUGUAGGAUUAUAUGAAAAGUUUAAAAAUUCAAAUAUUGAUUUUUCACUUAUUUUACCAAAAAUUUUAACAUCAUAUAAUUAUGAUUAUCCAAAUUCUCCAAAUGAUGUAAUUCAACUUUGGUCAAAAAUUAAAAAACCAUCACCAGGGAGUUAUGCUUGUUAUUUCCAUUUUUUAAAUAACUGUAAUGAAUUUAACUAUUUCCCAAAUUAUAAAUUUAAUAUAAUUGAUAUUGUUGAAAAAGAAUUAACAUUGAAUAAGAAUAAUAUGAACUUAUUUCAAAAUGAUAUUUUCAUUGUAAAUCAAAUUAUUAGAUAUCAUAUUAUAGAUAAUGAUUUCUCAUCGGCUUGGUCAAUUUUCCAAUAUACACUUUCAAAUUCAAUUGCUGAUGUUUUUUCAUUUUUUUAUAUUUUAAAAUAUCUUACAAAUCAUUCAACUAAUCCAAUAGUUUAUAAUAAUUUAAAAGAAAUCCUAACAAGUAGUUAUUAUAUUAAUCUAACAAAACAAUAUUCAGAUUAUAAAAAAGUAAUUUGGAUUCCAAUUUUAAAACGUUUAAAUUCAUCUGAAGAAUUUAAACCACAAUUACAACAAACUAUUAAAUUAUUAGAAUCUCAUACUUCUGAAUCUUUAAUUUUUUAUAAUAAAGCUUUAGGUAGAAAUAACUAA
Messenger RNA from Dictyostelium discoideum AX4, 1518 nucleotides. RefSeq lists its product as hypothetical. The coding region runs from base 1 to 1518 and encodes 505 amino acids. NCBI's taxonomy places the organism in Eukaryota, Evosea, Eumycetozoa, Dictyosteliales, Dictyosteliaceae. The record is from RefSeq and is a predicted model, not a curated record. The transcript has a single exon.